Molecule: messenger RNA, 519 nt
Organism: Staurois parvus
Lineage: Eukaryota; Metazoa; Chordata; Amphibia; Anura; Ranidae
Source: the annotation of a GenBank genome assembly
GUGGGAGUACAAAAUGUCCCAGCAUCAGUGCGGUGUAGGAGAAAUAGUGCCCCAUCAUUGGUAUUAGUUAUUGCCCCAUCAUUGGUAUUAGUGGAAGGAAUAUUGCCCCAUCAUUGGUAUUGGUGGAAGGAAUACUGCCCCAUCAUUAGUAUUAGUGGAAGGAAUAGUGCCCCAUCAUUGGUGACAGUGGGAGGAAUGGUGCCCCAUCAUUGGUGUCAGAGGGAGGAAUAGUGCCCCACCAUUGGUGUUAGUGGGAAGAAUAGUGCCUCACCAUUGGUGUCAGGGGGAGGAAUAGUGCCCCAUCAUUGGUGUCAGUGGGAUCAAUAGUACCCCAUCAUUGGUAUCAGAGGAAGGAAUAGUGCCCCAUCCAUGGUAUUAGUUGGAGGAAUAGUACCUAAUUGUUUAUAUCAGUGGGAGGAGUUGUGCCCCAUCAUUGUUGUCAGGGGGAGGAAUAGCGCCCCAUCAUUGGUGUCAGUGGGAUGAAUAAUACCCCAUCAUUGGUAUCAGAGGAAGGAAUAG